Molecule: messenger RNA, 1203 nt
Organism: Trypanosoma theileri
Lineage: Eukaryota; Euglenozoa; Kinetoplastea; Trypanosomatida; Trypanosomatidae
Exons: 1
Coding region: 1-1203 (400 amino acids)
Source: RefSeq, a predicted model, not a curated record
AUGCCAACAACAUCAUCAAACGAAGAAGCCCCAAUUAUCAUCACCGCACAAACACCACCGCAACAACGAGACAGUCGUGCCUCUAAAAACAUUUUCUCUCACCGCUCACGCACCACGUCGCCCAAACGAUGUGAGGCCCAUUCUUCAUUGGAACGACCGCCUGCCAAAACACCACCACUCCCAUCCUUAAAUAACACCAACACCAACAACACUACAGAAAUCACAGAUACUGCAGAAAAUGCAGAAAGUACAACCAUUAACAGAGUUGCAAACAACAACACUCCUCCUGCUGCUGCUGUUAUUGAGAGUGGACCCACAGAAGAAUCGACGGGGGAUGACUGGAGAGAUACACUUGGCAAAACGUACAGUGGGUGUACUUCCCAUCAUCAUCAUAAUAAUAAUUUUCUUAAUAGUAGUGGUAGUAGCAGCAAUCACCACAGCCGUACAACCAGCGGGGCACCUCGAUCUUUCUUGGGCCGAUUUGUACACAUGUUAAAAUCCUCAGGAUCGAGUAAAUCCUCACGCAAAGGAGAGGAUGGUCCACGGAAUGAACCAUACGAUGAUGAAGACUACGAUCACACCCCCGCCCAGAAGAGUAUGAACAGUGAUCACAAUAGUGGUGUGGAGGAUAAUCCCAAUCACACCCCACUGGCAACCACAAAGACGGCCACCACAAGUACACCAGAAACGGAAGGAAAUCUCGGCUGUACGAGAGAGAGAACAGGUGCAGAUGGAGAAAUGAUAAGUGAGGAAAAUGGAAACAAGGAGGAGGGUUAUUACUACACAACAGAAACGGGGGAGGUAUACUAUGUGGAUCCAACAGUAUUGGUAGAUGUUGGACACGAAGAAGAAGAGGGAGAAGAGGGAGAAGAAGAGGAAAAAGAGGAAAAAGAAGAACAACAGUUAGAUGUGCAUCAAGUAGUAAAGGGAAAGGCAGUGAAAACCCUAAUCGCAGAGGAGUCCAAGGCACGAAAACGUCUACAGCAGGACUCUCUUAUUGUUCUCGCGGAUAUUGGGAGAACAUAUAGGGCGAUGUCGCGUUCGGUGACAAAUGGAGUGCGGGAUGAAAAGACAUUACGACGAGUGUUAAAACGAUUGGAGAAGGACGCAGUGAAAGGGGCUCGUGUGAUAGAGGGAGAGUGGAAGAAGGAACACACAGAGAUGAUUCACACAUUUCGUACUACCAUAGAAGCAUAUAAAUGA